Messenger RNA from Aspergillus steynii IBT 23096, 1203 nucleotides. Its product is annotated as bZIP transcription factor. Lineage: Eukaryota; Fungi; Ascomycota; Eurotiomycetes; Eurotiales; Aspergillaceae. The record is from RefSeq and is a predicted model, not a curated record. The transcript has 2 exons. The coding region runs from base 1 to 822 and encodes 273 amino acids.
AUGACGUCGCGGUGGCUCGAUUACGGCAUGACGGCUGAGAACUCCAUGGAUCUUCCCGGCGCAUCGGAGACCAGCUCCACUUACCGAGUACUGCUUGCUCGGAAGUUCUUCCGCAGUUCUUACGGAGUCAAAAUCGACCGACUUGCCCGAGUCCGCGAGAACCAACGAAAGAGUCGGGCGAAGAAACAAGAGCAUGUUCGUGACCUGGAACAGAAGCUAGCAUCCUUCCAGGAGCGAAUUCGCCGCCAGCAUGUUGAGCACCGUCUGGCUGUUCAGAGACUCGAAGCUGAAAAUGCCAAGUUGAAGCAUCUUCUGGCUGGCUCUGGCUUAACUGCAAGCCAAAUCGAUGGUUAUUUGCAGGCAGACAGUGAUCCGGCCAUGGCGGAGAAAAUUGCCAUCCCUCCCAUUCGUGGGGCGGAAGCUGGAUGCGGUAUAAAACAUUCAGAUACAGUAGCUACACGGUACAGUCGAUCAGGUCCUGUGAAUGCACAGCAGGGGCUCUCGGAACAACCAGGUAUAGAUGGCAUACCUGAUCAACGGGAUAUCGAACCGUCCCUGAUAUCUAAGCAAGACCAGUCCAUCUGCGGCUGCACCCCUGCCGAAGAUGAGAAAUCAUGGCCCACCAACGAAGACAUCCUCAAUACCACGCUCUGUGCGCUUGCAGAGGAACUCAUCAACCAAUACAACACCUGCGGAGUGGACAUGGCCGAGAUUCGGAGAAAGCUAUGGUCUGGUUUCUCUAAGGGUCUCACCACCGACGAAGGAUGCCGAGUCCAAAAUCAAAUCUUGUUUCAAGUUCUGGAUGAAAUCAGCAACAAUUGAGUCUGGCUUGUCUUGAAUAUUGGAUUUCCAUAUCUAUAAUUCUACUGCUAUGAAUGAUUUAUAGCCAAGCUUUAUGAAGUACUCGCUAGGUCCAUCUCUGCCUCCUAGCAAGCCACUUGACUACAUAAACCAGGCCUAGAAGCACGGGAACCUCAAUCAGGGGGCCGACCGUUGCGGCCAAAGCUUGAUCGCUAUCGACCCCAAAUGUCGCUAUCGCCACCGCGAUUGCAAGUUCAAAGUUAUUACUAGCCGCCGUGAAGCUUUGAGUGCACGACAGUUUAUAUCCAAAGCCACACCGCCGCGUCACAACCAGAGUGACCAUGAAAAUGACCGAAAAAUAUACGAUCAGCGGUGCGGCCACUCGAACCACGGACACGAUCU